CAUCGAGGUGGCACGUAGCAGUCGCCUAAGCACCGCCUCGCGACGCCGUCGACGCGCGAAAUUGCAACUGCAGCUCUUCCAAAGCAGCACCGCUUGCACUAAAAACCAGAGAUCGAAGCGUUUGCAACGAGCGAGCCCACACAGCUCACACAAGCUUGCCACCCCAACAGCACAGCUAACACGCUUGCCACCCCCAACAGCGCAGCUAAGAUGGUGAAAGUGAUCUGCAUCCACGGCACGGAGUCCGGCGGCUCCGAGCGCCACGCCAAGCGCCUCUCGAAAACUUGGCCCAAGGCCAAUUUCGACCAGUCGAAGGACUUCAUGUCCGGCAACGACGCAGCGUCCGUCGGCCUGGAGGCGCUGGCCGCGAAGUACGACGCCUUCGUCAUCGUGUCGUCGAGCUACGGCGACGGCGACCCGCCGAGCAACUUCGAGAACUUCUUGCGGGCGCUCUACACGGCCGACGAGGGCGUGCUCGCGGGCAAGCAGCACUGCGUGCUGGGGUAUGGCUCGACGGACUACGAGACCUUCCAGAACUGCCCGCGCCUGACGGACAAACUCAUGGGCGCCCUGCUGUGUGGAAAUCAACCAGUGUGUCGGGUGCACUUCUCGGCGAUGACGCGGCCCACCUGGCUCGGUCGAGCGGCGAGGAACCGGCAUCGCCACGCCAUCGAGCAGGCGUCGCGUCGAUGGCGUGGAGGACGACGCGAUGAUUCACGAACGCGCCGUAAAAUUUUGAUUUCCACACAGGCGCCCUGGGGUCCAAGCGCAUGUUAGCGCGCGUCGAAGUCGACGAGAACGAGACGUUAACGGGCGACGAGGCGGUCGCGAAGUGGGCCAAGGACGUCGUCGCCGCCUUCAGCAAGACGUGCAAGAGUGAUGUGUGCGACUGGACCGUGCCCGAGGACCAGAUCCUGGACAAGAAGAGCGACCUGGUGGGGUCGUCGGGUGGCGGCGUGGCCGGGCCGCUCGUCGCGCUCGGCGUCGCGGGCGCGGCGGCGGCGUACUACUACAUGUACCUCAUGUAGGUCAUGUAGGUCUGAAAGACGAAGUCCUAAGUAGAAGAGCUUUUGCUAAACGAUUUUCUGUUACGG
Molecule: messenger RNA, 1094 nt
Organism: Pelagomonas calceolata
Lineage: Eukaryota; Pelagophyceae; Pelagomonadales; Pelagomonadaceae
Source: the annotation of a GenBank genome assembly